GAGUGACGCACCGUGCGUCACUUCCAGCAGAUAUUCGACAUGGAGCCCUGCGGGUUGAAGCUGAACUUCUGGGAGAACGGACCAAAACCCGGACAGUUUUAUAACUUCCCCGGCGGCAGCAGCGGACCGGGCACAUCAUGCGGGCCGGUCAGACACACACUUAACCCGAUGGUAACCGGGACGUCGGUGCUCGGCGUGAAGUUCAACGGAGGCGUGGUCAUUGCGGCGGACAUGUUGGGCUCCUAUGGCUCUCUGGCUCGUUUCAGGAACAUUUCCCGUCUCAUGAAGGUGAACAACAACACCAUCCUCGGAGCGUCGGGAGACUAUGCCGACUACCAGUAUCUCAAACAGAUCAUCGAACAGAUGGUGAUCGAUGAGGAGCUGCUGGGAGAUGGUCACAGCUACAGUCCGAAGGCCGUCCACUCCUGGCUCACCAGAGUGAUGUACAACCGACGCAGCAGGAUGAAUCCUCUGUGGAACACGGUGGUCAUCGGAGGCUUCUACAACGGGGAGAGUUUCCUUGGUUACGUGGACAAACUGGGCGUGGCUUAUGAGGCUCCCACAGUGGCCACAGGCUUCGGAGCGUACCUGGCUCAGCCUCUGAUGAGGGAGGUGGUGGAGAACAAAGCGGAGAUCACCAAACAGGAAGCUCGUGACCUGGUGGACCGCUGCCUCAAAGUGCUGUACUACAGAGACGCUCGCUCCUACAACCGGCACGAGAUCGCCAUAGUAACAGAGGAAGGUGUGGAGAUCCUCGGUCCUUUGUCCUCUGAAACCAACUGGGACAUCGCUCACCUGGUCAGCGGGUUUGAAUGAAGACGAGCUUCAACCGUUUCUCUGCUGCAUCAAAACCAACUACUCACAUGGAAAUUAUCUUAUGCCCCAGUUUAGUUUCUUUCUGAUGUUCUCUGUCUCUUUUGUAUAAUGGAAAAUAAAUGCAAAAAAUGGAAA
Molecule: messenger RNA, 951 nt
Organism: Amphiprion ocellaris (clown anemonefish)
Lineage: Eukaryota; Metazoa; Chordata; Actinopteri; Pomacentridae
Gene: psmb4
Product: proteasome 20S subunit beta 4
Exons: 8
Coding region: 40-816 (258 amino acids)
Cellular component (GO): proteasome core complex
Source: RefSeq, a predicted model, not a curated record